UGUAGUUGGAGGCAAGGGGGGGUGGCCGUUUGUUUUCUCGUGGUCUCGAGCUCGCGCGCUCUCUUCCCCUCCCCCGCGGCGUGCAGCGGGGCGGAGAAACGGCGGUGGCGGCGGCAACGGCAGCAGAAGCAGAGGCUGUAGCAUCGGACACCCUCCUCUCUCCCGCGAACCGGUUCCUCUUCCCCCUCCUUCUCACUGUUUGUUGUGUGUUUGAUGUGUUAAAGCAGGAGCGAGAACCCGAGCAGCGCCAUGAGCAACACUACCGUCGUCCCCAGCACUGCAGGUCCGGGCCCCAGCGGCGGGCCCGGUGGCGGAGGUGGUGGCGGCGGAGGCGGCGGCACCGAGGUAAUCCAGGUGACUAAUGUCUCCCCGAGCGCUAGCUCUGAGCAGAUGCGGACUCUCUUCGGUUUCCUAGGCAAGAUCGACGAACUGCGCCUCUUCCCGCCGGAUGAUUCACCUUUGCCAGUCUCAUCUCGUGUCUGCUUUGUUAAGUUCCAUGAUCCAGACUCAGCAGUUGUGGCACAGCAUCUGACAAAUACUGUAUUCGUUGACAGAGCUUUGAUAGUCGUACCAUAUGCAGAAGUUCUUUUCCCUGGUUCAGCCUGAACUAUAUACCAGGCCCUGCUGAAAAUACCACCCAACAGUUUUCUUCUGCAGCUUAUCCAGUUUCUCUUAAGUGCCCUGUACAUAUUUGAAGCAGCCGACACGAGUCGUUGUUCAUAAAACAGCUUUUGAAAGUUGAGAGCACACCCCUGGAGAACCGACUGUGCUUGCUUACGUUUGGUUCAUGACUUAAAAAUCGAGUACAGGAGUUAUUCCUGAUGAAGCUAAGGCUUUGUCUCUGUUGGCACCAGCUAAUGCAGUGGCAGGUCUUCUGCCUGGUGGUGGACUCCUGCCUACUCCUAACCCACUUACCCAGAUUGGCGCUGUUCCACUGGCUGCUUUGGGGGCUCCUACUCUUGAUCCUGCCCUUGCUGCACUUGGGCUUCCUGGAGCAAACUUGAACUCUCAGUCUCUUGCUGCAGAUCAGUUGCUGAAGCUUAUGAGUACUGUUGAUCCCAAGUUGAAUCAUGUAGCUGCUGGUCUCGUUUCACCAAGUCUAAAAUCGGAUACCUCUAGUAAAGAAAUAGAGGAAGCAAUGAAAAGAGUACGAGAAGCACAGUCCCUAAUUUCUGCUGCUAUAGAACCAGAUAAGAAAGAAGAAAAAAGAAGGCAUUCAAGAUCAAGAUCACGUUCUAGGAGGAGGAGGACUCCCUCAUCUUCUAGACACAGGCGGUCAAGAAGCAGAUCGAGACGGCGGUCACAUUCUAAGUCUAGGAGUCGGCGACGAUCCAAAAGCCCAAGACGGAGAAGAUCUCAUUCCAGAGAGAGAGGUAGAAGGUCAAGGAGCACAUCAAAAACAAGAGACAAAAAGAAAGAAGACAAGGAAAAGAAACGUUCUAAAACACCACCAAAAAGUUACAGCACAGCCAGACGUUCUAGAAGUGCAAGCAGAGAGAGACGACGACGAAGGAGCAGGAGUGGAACAAGAUCUCCUAAAAAGCCUCGGUCUCCUAAAAGAAAAUUGUCUCGCUCACCAUCCCCUAGGAGACAUAAAAAGGAGAAGAAGAAAGAUAAAGACAAAGAAAGAAGUAGGGAUGAAAGAGAACGAUCAACAAGCAAGAAGAAGAAGAGUAAAGAUAAGGAGAAGGACCGGGAAAGAAAAUCAGAGAGUGAUAAAGAUGUAAAACAGGUUACACGGGAUUAUGAUGAAGAAGAACAGGGGUAUGACAGUGAGAAAGAGAAAAAGGAAGAGAAGAAACCAAUAGAAACAGGUUCCCCUAAAACAAAGGAAUGUUCUGUGGAAAAGGGAACUGGUGAUUCACUAAGAGAAUCCAAAGUGAAUGGGGAUGAUCAUCAUGAAGAAGACAUGGAUAUGAGUGACUGAAUAUUGCCUCUGUGGGAAUCCAACUGUAUACCUGCAUCAGUGUCAUUCCUUUGUGUGAUUUCUUAAUGCUGUAUUUGUUCAUCUCAAACCUAGAUGUAUACAGCUCUGAGUUAUAAAUGGUUAUAAAGCUCCUGUUACUGAUAUUAGUUAUUUACAUCAAAAAGCUUUUAGAAAAUGGUACGAGGUAACCAAUUCUUGUCAUGGUGAAAUCUGAUUGAGUAACCAAGCAGUUUUACUAUUCUGGUGCUGCUUCAUAACAAAAAUGAAAAGCUGCAUGCAUCUACAUACAGCAGGCAUGGAUUGUUUAUGUCGUAUGAUCUCCUUUAUUAAGUAAGUUCACUUAUAGUAUUUCUAUAAUUUGAUUCAUUACCGUAAUAGGGCCAUGUAGGAAAUGCACUGAUUGCAUGUUAUUGUGGCAAGAAUAUGCUAAAUGUCAUUAAAAUCCUCCAACAUGAUGGAUCUGCUUAUGGUCUUGUUUGUUGACAUGAGAAAUUAACAUUCUUAUAGUUACAUCUGGAAAUGAGCAUUUGAAAUAGAUAAUCCUUUAAGCCUUGUGGCAAAAUUUUUGUGGCUUUUAUUUAACUUUGAAAGGUUAUUAUGCACUAACCUUUUUUGGUGGCUAAUUAGGGUUUAAAUACAGAAACAAGAUUUCAAAUAAAACUGUCUUUGGCAGUGAGUAAAUAGCAUAUUUUGAAGUAGAGUUGUAUACUUUUUCAUACAAUGUUUGGGAAUUUUUUUUCCUGAAGUAAUAAUUUAUUCCACAUAUACAUCAGUGAAAGCUAUCUACCUAUCCUGAGUCCAUCUUAAAGGGAAAAAAAAAAAAAACAACUUAUCUCUUGCCUUUAUUUUUAAUUUUCCACUCUUUGAUUAAUUUGUUUUAAGCUCUGUGUUGGAAAAAAGGGGUAGUGCAUUUUAAGUUGACCUUCAUAUGCUUUUAAAAUAAGACAAAUCUACUUGAUAAUGUACCUUUAUUUGAUCUCAAGUUGUAUAAAACCAAUAAAUUUGUGUUACUGCAGUAGUAAUCUUAUGCACACGGUGAUUUCAUGUUAUAUAUGCAAAGUAGUUAGGCAACUGUUUUCUUAGUUACAGAAGUGUCAGGCUUCACUUUUGUGCAGUAGAAACAAAAGUAGGCUACAGUCUGUGCCAUGUUGAUGUACAGUUUCUGAAAUUGUUUUACAAGACUUUGAUAAUAAAACCCUUAAACUUACGUUCAUGUUCCUGUAAAACCGUAUUUGUAUUUAUUUACACUAUUGAAUGUAUGACAUUUACCUCAUUCAUUUUACAAAUUAUUUCCCUUUCUGUCCACAUGUUUCCGUAUAGUAAAAAGAGGAAGUCUAUCACUGUAGUGAUAAUUGACAUCAAAAUUGUCAAAAAUGAUUUAAUUUCUAUCCAAAAGGGUCGUUUUCUUAGCUUAGUAUCAUUUUACUGCUUAUUUUUUGUGUGAGAAUGGGGUUGGAUAAAGCAAUGAACUUUAGUAUAAACAAAUCCCACCUAUAUCUAGCAAAUUUAUAUUUUCAGUGAAUAUAGAUAUUUGCCUUUUCUGGAGUACUAUAGAAGCUGUCAAUGAUAUGUAUUUACUGUACAGUACUAAAUAGUGUAUUCAUUUAUGAAAUGAGUAGUGUUUGGGUGGAUGGGGUUAAGGGAAAAUGAGACUUGGAAUUGUAGCUUUUAUCCAAGUUUUGAGUAUAAAUAGAAUUUUUUUUUUCAACCUAAAAACUGAAAUGCCAUAUAGAAAAGCAGCAUUGUUUUUAUGGUUUGUAGUAACUUUUU
Chlorocebus sabaeus (green monkey) is the source of this 3697-nucleotide messenger RNA. NCBI's taxonomy places the organism in Eukaryota, Metazoa, Chordata, Mammalia, Primates, Cercopithecidae. The record is from RefSeq and is a predicted model, not a curated record.